Molecule: messenger RNA, 2163 nt
Organism: Hippocampus zosterae (dwarf seahorse)
Lineage: Eukaryota; Metazoa; Chordata; Actinopteri; Syngnathiformes; Syngnathidae
Gene: tmem71
Product: transmembrane protein 71
Exons: 10
Coding region: 253-1251 (332 amino acids)
Source: RefSeq, a predicted model, not a curated record
CUAACUUUGAAAGUAGGCUUCCGGUGUGUCUCGCAUUAGGCAGGAGGUCGACCGGACGCAUUCUUGUUUUUUUUAUUUCUUUGAAAAUUCCCAAAGAUUUCACGGUCAAAACGCCAAGGGGAAAAUUUUUAUUUGCAACCGGAAUCUGGAGAAAGACAGACGAUUGCCGAUACAUGGAUGGCAGCAGUAACUGAGAGGUUUCUAAGACGUUUCCAUCCUUCUUUGGUCUCCUCACCUUGUUGAAGAAACGAGAUGUCGUUCUUCUCUGGAGCGCUGACCAGUUCGCCAGUAAAACGACACCUGAGGUCAAGCUCCGCCCACCAGAGCCUGGACGUGUCCCUGCUGUCUCCCGACUCGUCGUACUUGUGCUACUCUUCGUCGACGUCGCCGGGGUCCCCGUCGGACGGCUACGUUCAUUCCCGCUGCUGCCGCCGUUCGCCCCGCCUCCUCACCAACGGCUACUAUGCCGUGACCGACGACAGUUUCCUGUGGGACGAGGACGGCAACGUGUCGCUGACGCCUUGCGCCGCCAGCGUGUCUUACAAGGAGAAUGUUUUCAGGGUAUUCCGGAGGCGGCGACGUAAAAUGGGCAGUUCCCUGGCUCGCCUGCUGAAUGAUGUCAGCGAGAGCUGCCAGACUUGGCUGGACUUUGGGGGUGUCUUCCGGAGGGGCCAGGAUCAGGCCCUGGACUUGGAUCCAAAGAGAGACCACCAGAAACAGGAUCUGAUCCAGAACCAGGACCAAGACUGGGCCCAGGAGGAAGGAUUCACUUCCCUGGAAGAGCCGAGCUGGUGCGGUCUCAGCCGCUCCCAAGCUGACAACAGCUGCAGCUUCUUCACUUACGAUCCGAGUGAAGUGGCGCCCCCUCCUGACAAAGAGGCCCCACCCACCAAGCAGAUGAUCCAGGAGGAGAUUUGCUCGGAAAUCUGUCAAUCAACCGAGCACUGUGCCCAGUCACUCAGCGGGCUCUCUGAGGUCCCGCCUCCCUCCACCUUUUACGCCAACGCCUGCCGGCAGACUGACGUGCCUCAACGCACAGGUGUAACGCCGAUGACUUUUUUCGCUUUGGUCUUCGUCAUCUCUGGUUUCAUGAUGCUCAGCUCGGGGUGUUUAGUGGGCGGUGCGGGGGCAUGUGUUGCAGCAGCGGCGUGGGUAAUAACGGCCACGUGGCUGUGUGCGGGCAGGUCGACUCGGCUGGGAGGAGGCUGGAGGUGCGCCAAAACCGAGGACAUCACUUCACGCAACGAGUGACCUGCGAGACCCUCCCGCCCCUUACACAUACACACACACACACACACACGUUUUUUUUGUGAUCACAGCUCAAUGACGAGUGUCCCAACACCACUCUUGACUUUUAAUUAAGAGAAAUAAAAAAUUAUAGCGUGCCAAAUGAACAAAAGACAAUCCGGAGGAAACAUUUGUGUUCCUGCCAUUUAUUGUGCCCUUGGUAGCCAUGGCAAUCAAUGAUGCGAUUGUUAUCACCAUGGUGACCAAACUUGUGAGUUUGUGAAAACUUGCACACAGAACGUGGCAUCCUUGUCAUGACAUAGACCUCUCCACGCUCACCUAAAAAAGUUAUCAAAAGGAAAAAAAACCCUCACACACACAAAAACAGUGUGAGAGAGGUGUUUUUGUUUUAAUUAGGUUUUUAACUAAGGUUUUGGUUUUUUAAUCUGUCAUGUUUUGGGUUUGUUUGUGCGUGUGUUUAUUGUUGAGUGUCACAGGUUUUCUGGUGUGAGUUUUUGUCAUGGGCGAGAGUUGUUUUUGUCUUGUUUUGUUUUUUUUGUCACACAAGAAAUAGAUUUUCCAAGCACUAACCCAACUUGGUGACAUCUCUCUUUGACAUUGGUAAUGUCUUGCUCAAUUAAGGGCUCAUUUGCAUAUUUGAUUGUGUGGAGCAAAAAGGGCCAAAUGUGGUGUUUUUAUUGAAUGAAAUAUUUCUAGGUCCUCGUUGGGUCGCCAGAUGUAUCGGCAUUAUCUUGUUACAGUCCUUGCUAUUCAGGAUGCACUUAUGAAUAAUUAUUUAUGUAUUUAUGUCAGCCAAUCAAAUUAUUAUAUUCACAAUGUCACAUGUAACCGACAUGACACAUGCUUAUUUUGCACUUCACAUUGUGGUUAAUUUCUUACUUAGACGACAGACAUUAAAAGUUGUUGAAAGACUCA